This is a messenger RNA of Saxophila tyrrhenica, 2277 nucleotides long. RefSeq names its product Catalase-peroxidase 1 (gene KATG1). The transcript has a single exon. Lineage: Eukaryota; Fungi; Ascomycota; Dothideomycetes; Mycosphaerellales; Extremaceae. Gene Ontology annotation, cellular component: cytosol. Bases 1 to 2277 code for a protein of 758 amino acids. Gene Ontology annotation, biological process: hydrogen peroxide catabolic process; cellular response to hydrogen peroxide. Gene Ontology annotation, molecular function: catalase activity; heme binding. The record is from RefSeq and is a predicted model, not a curated record.
AUGAGUACUGGAGAGUGCCCCAUCCGUGCUGCCAACACUGGCGGUGGCGGGACUCGCAACCGUGACUGGUGGCCCAAUGACCUCAGGAUCAACAUCCUCCGUCAGCACACCGACAUCACAUACCCCUACGACAAGAACUUCGACUAUGGUCAGUCGUUCAAGGACAUCGACUACGAUGGCCUGAAGAAAGAUCUGAACAACCUCAUGACCGACUCACAGGAGUGGUGGCCCGCCGACUUCGGUCACUACGGUGGUCUCUUCGUGCGGAUGGCAUGGCACAAUGCGGGCACCUACCGUGUCCAGGACGGCCGUGGUGGUGGUGGCCAGGGUCAGCAGCGUUUCGCACCCCUCAACAGCUGGCCCGACAACGUCAGCUUGGACAAGGCCCGCCGCCUGUUGUGGCCUAUCAAGCAGAAGUACGGCAGCAAGCUCUCGUGGGCGGAUCUCUUCCUGCUCACUGGCAACGUCGCCCUUGAGUCAAUGGGUGUCAAGACCUUUGGUUUUGCUGGUGGCCGUCCCGACACCUACGAGGCUGACGAGUCGGUCUACUGGGGUGGCGAGAUGACGUGGCUCGGCAACGACGUCCGCUACUCUGACGGCAAGGCUGGUCUCGCUGCCGGCGGCGUUGUCGACUCCGACCAGUCCAAGCAGGACCACCAGGACCACCACACACAGCACGCGGAGACGCACAAGGACAUCCACACCCGCGACCUCGAGCAGCCUUUGGCCGCCGCUCAUAUGGGUCUCAUCUACGUCAACCCAGAGGGUCCAGACGGUGUGCCAGACCCUGUUGCCGCCGCCCGUGACAUCCGCACAACCUUCGGCCGCAUGGCCAUGAACGACUACGAGACUGUUGCUUUGAUUGCUGGUGGUCACUCUUUUGGCAAGACCCACGGUGCUGGCCCAUCAGAGAACCUUGGCAACGAGCCACAGGGUGCGACCAUCCAAGACCAGGGUUUCGGCUGGUCAAACUCGUACGGACAAGGCAAGGGCCCAGACACCAUCACCAGUGGUCUUGAGGUCACCUGGACCAAGACUCCUGUCAACUUCAGCAACAGCUACCUUAACUACCUCUUCAAGUACGACUGGGAGCUUGAGAAGAGCCCGGCUGGUGCCAACCAGUGGGUGGCCAAGACCGAUGACAAGAUCAUCCCAGACGCCUAUGACUCUGAGAAGAAGCACAAGCCAAGGAUGUUGACCACUGACCUUGCGCUCCGUUACGACCCUACGUACGAGAAGAUCUCUCGUCACUUCGCCGAGAACUUCGAUGAGCUCCACGAUGCCUUCUCCCGUGCGUGGUUCAAGCUGCUCCACCGUGACAUGGGCCCACGCGCUCGCUGGGUCGGACCCGAGAUCCCGAAGGAGGAGCUGAUCUGGGAAGACCCCAUCGACCAAUCCACCGUCUCCAAGAUCUCUGACUCUGACAUUGACGCCCUGAAGAAGGAGAUCCUCAACACCGGCAUCUCCAACGAGAAGCUGAUUGGUGCGGCGUUCGCUUCGGCUUCGUCAUUCCGUGGCAGUGACAAGCGUGGUGGUGCCAACGGCGCCCGCAUCCGUCUCGAGCCCAUGAAGGACUGGGAGGUCAACAACCCCAAGCAGCUCCAGGAGGUGCUCAAGGCGUUGGAGGGCAUCCAGAAGAACAGCGGCAAGAAGGUGUCGAUGGCCGACCUGAUCGUCCUGGCUGGCUGCGCCGCCCUUGAGAAGGUCGCUGGCCUCCCAGUGCCAUUCACCCCAGGCCGUGGUGACGCCAGGCAGGACCAAACCGAUGUCGAGUCCUUCAACCACCUCCACCCUUACGCCGACGGCUUCCGCCAGUUCGGCAAGGGCACCAGCCGCAUUAGGUCCGAGCAGUUCCUCGUCGACCGCGCCCACCUGCUCAACCUCACCGCACCCGAGAUGGCCGUCCUCGUCGGUGGUCUCCGCGUCCUCAACCAGAACUACAACGGCUCCCAGCAUGGUGUCCUGACCAAGAGCCCCGGCAAGCUCAGCAACGACUACUUCGUCAACCUGCUCGACUUGAGCACCGCCUGGAAGCCCGUGGAGGGCAGCGAGGUCUUCGAGGGCGUCGAGCGCAAGAGCGGCAACAAGAAGUGGACCGCCACCCGCUUCGACUUGAUCUUUGGCUCGCAGCCCGAGCUCCGCGCGUACGCUGAGGUGUUUGCUGCGUCCGACGCGAAUGAGAAGUUCUGCAAGGACUUUGUCAACGUGUGGGAUAAGGUGAUGAACCUUGACCGCUUUGACAUUAGGCCUACUACUGGCGCGAAGCCGCGUUUGUAG